AUGACAUCUAUAAAGCACUCAAUCCUACUGGCAGGCCUAUGGAACAUCAAAAAAGCGCAAGCUGUAUUGCCACAGACCUACUUGGCACCCAAUUCCACGCAAUCUCAUUUCGACUUCGAGUCGAUUCCAAGUUCAGAAGAUCUAGUCUGGUCCAAAUGCUUCGACAAAUUCGAUUGCGCGCGACUGAUUGUUCCUCUCGACUGGCGAAAUGCGUCGAAUCCCAACAAUAUCAGCCUUGCGCUGAUUCGCCUGCCCGCAAAAGUGCCCGAUUCUGAUCCCAGCCAUGGAGGCACAAUCAUCACGAAUCCAGGAGGGCCAGGCGGACCCGGUACGCUUUGGGCGCUGGAGAAUGCAGAAAUGCUACAGGAUCAGCUGGCUGGCACAAAACAUUAUGAAAUUCUAUCCUUUGAUCCCAGAGGUGUCUUCAGCUCGACUCCGAAUGCUUACUGCUUUGAGAAUGCGAUGCAAGCUGAGAUAUGGUAUGAUCAAAAGGCAGCCGUAGGGGGUUUGGGCUCUGGUGACUAUGCAUUGAAAUACAACUGGGCAGCCGAGAAAGCUCGUGGGGAGCUAUGUGCCAAUUCCGGAAACGGCAAAUACGAAAAUGGCGACAAUUUAAGGCAAUAUAUGUCUACGGCGUACGUGGCACGCGACCUUCUGGAGAUCGUCAACAAGAUUGACCAGCAUCAGCUCUCUGCGCUUCAUUGGUCGCCUUCAGGCAGUCACGAUGAUGGGCAGCAGACACUGGCAACGGCAACCUCUCGCUCGCAUUCAGCUGGAAAGCUUCAAUAUUUUGGGACUUCGUAUGGGACAUUUCUAGGACAAGCUUUUGCAGCCAUGUUUCCUCAACAUGUCGGUCGAAUGGUCUUGGACGCGAACAUUGAUCCCGAUAAUUGGGUAUCUCGGUAUGAAGCUGGCAUCGACGAUCAUAGCAAGAUCCGGGACUACUUCUUCGACACAUGCUUCGCCAGCCGGGCAAAAUGCGACUUCUACAGAAAAGAGGAUCACAGUCCCGAGGACGUCAGGAGACGUUUCAACGAUCUCGUAAAGUCGCUCGGUGAGUUCCCGCAGUAUGCCACUGGCAACGGUCGGGCUAUGCCCAUUACGACUGCAGAAAUCCAGGACGGAUUCUUGAUGGCUACCUAUCAGCCCUUGUUCUACUUCCAGCCUUUUGCAAAGUUCUUGAACGAUGUCCUGUCCGACGUGAAUCCAGGCAUACCAUUCUGGGAACGUGCAGUACCGACUAAGGAUACUUUCACCGACAAAUUGCUGCAACAGAAGUAUCAGGGCGGCGAAGUUGGCCCGGCAGUGCAUUGCAGCGAUGGACCUGCACUUUCAGAUGAGCCAUUAUCCGAGUUCAAAGCCUACUUGGGUAAUUUAACUGAACGAUUCGGUCUGGAAUCCGCAGGAUUACAAGCCGAGUACAAAAUCUCUUGUUGGACGUGGCCACGGUCUUUGCGAACGAAGUGGCGAUUCGCAGGACCAUUCCAAGGCGAUGCUAGGAUCCUCUUUGUCAACAACCGAUUCGAUCCUGCCACUUCCGCCAAGAACGCCGAAAAGAUGGCUGGCAGAUUCAAUGGCAGUGUCUAUCUUGAGCAGGCCGGUGCUGGACAUGGCUCGCUGUGGCCUCCAAGCGAAUGUAUGUGGAAACAUGUGAAGAAGUACGUUGAAAGCGGAGAGCUACCUGCGAAAGGCACUGUCUGCGAACCUCUCUGCCGACCAUUCGAACCAUGUCAAGGCGUCGACAACAGCAAACUACCAUAA
Molecule: messenger RNA, 1761 nt
Organism: Pseudocercospora fijiensis CIRAD86
Lineage: Eukaryota; Fungi; Ascomycota; Dothideomycetes; Mycosphaerellales; Mycosphaerellaceae
Exons: 1
Coding region: 1-1761 (586 amino acids)
Source: RefSeq, a predicted model, not a curated record